Molecule: messenger RNA, 2033 nt
Organism: Artibeus jamaicensis (Jamaican fruit-eating bat)
Lineage: Eukaryota; Metazoa; Chordata; Mammalia; Chiroptera; Phyllostomidae
Gene: RITA1
Product: RBPJ interacting and tubulin associated 1
Exons: 4
Coding region: 679-1506 (275 amino acids)
Biological process (GO): negative regulation of Notch signaling pathway; Notch signaling pathway; nuclear export
Cellular component (GO): cytoplasm; nucleus
Molecular function (GO): tubulin binding
Source: RefSeq, a predicted model, not a curated record
GAAGGGGCGGAGUCUAUGAGGAUGUACCACUGCGCGGCCUGGGGCGGGGGGGAAACGCAUCGACGCGGCCCCGACUGUCUCCCUACCCCUCAGCAGCCCUAGGGGGAAUGGAGUGAAUACACAUACUCCUCUGGGAGAGGACCCUCUCCGAGGCUUUGGGGAACUCUGGAGGUGUCGGGAACUGGCGCGCUCCCCCUGGCCCGAAUCGUUCCAGCCCCGCCGCGCCGCCCCGCCCCGCCGCUGGCUGGUUGCUGUUUGAUGGGCGCGCGGAGCACACGUCGCUAGGGCCUGGGUGUCCGGGGUGAGACUGUCCGCGCGGUGCUCCGUACUGGGACCCAGGACCGAUGGCCUGAAGGUCCUGGCCUCCGGGAUUCCGUGCCCCGGAUGAACUGAGAUCACGGAUGCGCCGCGGGUGCCCGAGCACCCUCCCAGAAGAGUCCAGACUCGGUGGGGGGAGCAUUGAGGGUCACUGCCAGCUGACCGACGUCUAGGAGCCAAGAUGCUCAGAUUUGUUGCUGUAACUUACACACGUGACGUCACUUUUUGAAGCCUCAGUGUUGUCCUCUGUAGAAUGGACGUAAAGCUACUUCACAGGUCCGAUGGGAGGAUUAAAUGAGACAAUGUUUCUAAAGCUCUUCGAAGGAGGUAGCCCUGGAGGCAGGGCCUGGUGGGCAGAGUAUGCCUGCUGUCACCUGGGACCAUGGGCGGCAUGAAGACCCCCUGGAGCUGGCCAUCAGUGGGAUGCAGACCCUUCACCGCCAGCGCCGCUGCCGGGGUGGCUGUCAGGUCAAGGCCAGGGCCUCAUACGUGGAUGAGACUUUGUUUGGCAGCCCUUCAGGCACCCGGCCCACACCGCCAGACUUUGACCCACCCUGGGUGGAGAAGGCCAACAGAACCAAAGGAAUGGGCAAAGAAGCUUUGCGGACUUCGGGGAGCUGUGAGACCACCUCCUCCAGGGGCAGCACCCCGACCCUCACCCCGAGGAAGAAGAACAAGUACAGACUGAUCAGCCACACUCCGUCCUACUGUGAUGAGUCACUAUUUGGCUCCCGACCCGAGGGUGCCGGCUCGGAGGCCCCCUGGAUCACAAAGGGGGGUGCCGCAAAACUCCAUUCCCUCUUCUGGACACCCCCGGCAACCCCUAGGGGCCACUCACCCCACCCCAGGGAGACCCCUCUGCGUGCCAUUCACCCAGCUGGUCCCUCAAAGACAGAGCCCAGGGCGGGGGCAGACUCACGGCAGUUCUCCAGGGGUGUGUUAGAUUCUCCACGCCCAGUGAGGCGCGAGCCUUCCCACUCCCUCACCCACCCGACUGUCCCCACCACUGGCCGCCCACCCAGCAGUGGCCCCCACACAAAUGGGCCUCGGGAUCCCAGGCCUUCCCCACUGGGGGUGACCUUCCGGAGUCCCCUGGUGACUCCCAGGGCCCACUCAGGCAGUCUUUCAGUGUCAGCCACCCCCCGACGAGGUGGGGCCACCCAGAAACCAAAGCCCCCCUGGAAAUGAUCCUUCCAUCAGGUUGGCCCUGGUCGGGUCACGGCAAGGACCGCAGUUUCAGAGGACGGCACAGGUAGGGGGCUUCUGGGGAGACCUGCGGGCUUUGGAGAAGCUCUCGAGGGGGCAGACUCAGCGGGGGUGGCCUGGGCCGUGCCCUGUCCUGACAAGCUCUAGCGGCUGCGAGGGCCCCGAUUGCGAUGCCUGUUUCAAGUCUGUUGUAGCCAUAAGCUGUAUCCGUGCCAACCCAGGGAUGCCCCCAGGGACGGCCCGCCCCCUCCACCUGGCCCCCACACUAUGUCUUGCUGCCAAGUAUGAGUAGAAGGUGUGGUCGCCAACCUGGAGCGUUUCCUUCCCCCUCUUCAAGCCAAACCCCCUGCUCAGAAUGAGUUUCCUGCAGGGUCUGGGGGCCUCCAGAGUUUUCCCAGGCACAGCCUGUGGGCCACAGCAGGACCGAGGAUCUGGGCGGGACGAGGGCCGACUUUUUAUUUCAAUAAUCGUGUAUUUAUUUUCAUGUAUUAAAUGUGUCAGUAGCUCAU